This is a messenger RNA of Aedes albopictus (Asian tiger mosquito), 1009 nucleotides long. RefSeq names its product ecdysteroid-regulated 16 kDa protein (gene Npc2b). Gene Ontology annotation, biological process: intracellular cholesterol transport. The transcript has 4 exons. The record is from RefSeq and is a predicted model, not a curated record. Gene Ontology annotation, molecular function: sterol binding. Bases 396 to 878 code for a protein of 160 amino acids. Lineage: Eukaryota; Metazoa; Arthropoda; Insecta; Diptera; Culicidae.
CACGGCUCCAGUCCUAUUCGUUCGCGGCGCUUGUCCAGAAGUCCGGUCCGGUCCGGUGGUGGUGCGGCUUUGCCUUUGAGAGAAAAUCUAGUUGACCGAGUGUGGUGGAGAGUCUGCUAUUGAACUGCCGCUGCCCGCAACUAAUUAUCGCUAUUAAUUGGCACCACUCGCCCGUCAUACGUAACGACGAUCAGCAUUAGGAAAGUGCAAAGUGUGCGCUAUUGCAUCAAAACAUAGUAUCUACGUAAAACGCCGCCGCAAAGGGACCCACUUGUGUGAAAAAGUGAAAGUUUAUUCUACGUGAAGCUGACUGGAGUGUAUUACAGCUGUUCUUAUCAUUAUACUUGUGAGCUCAGAUCUAGAGAAGAUCACACCAUCGCCAUCGCAUCAUCGAGAUGAAGUCGUUUUUGGUUGCUGUCCUGGCUCUGAGCUGUGCGUUCCUGUACGCCGAAGCGACGGAGGUGAAGGCGUGUCCUUCUACCAAAUCCAUGGUUCCAAUCAGCGAGAACACAAUCGACAUCAGCAACUGCGUCAAGGGUCCGUGUAAGCUGAAGCGCAAGACCAACGUGUCCAUCAACCAGAAAUUCACGCCAACCGAGGACAUCAAAUCGCUCACGACGACCGUGUUCGCCCAGGUGCUCUCGUUGCCGCUGCCCUUCAUCGGCGUAGACGGUACCAGUGCGUGCGACUACAUCUUCGCCGAGGACGGCGAAACCAAGCUGGGCUGUCCGCUGAAAGCCGGCGUACCGGUGGUGUACAAACGAUCGUUCCCGGUGCUGGAGAUCUACCCCAAGAUGAGCCUAACCGUGCACUGGGAGCUGCAGGGCCGAGGAUCCAAGUCCGUGACCUGCUUCGAAGUGCCGGCCAAGAUUGUCUAAGGCGGGAUUUUGGGGAACGACCCCGGCCCCGGGGUGAUGAUUGUUGUGUUGAACAUGUUUUUUGGGUACAAUUGAAUACUGUGACAAAUGUGACAAGUGAUGCCGUAUUAUAAAUCUGACGUAAGUGUAAA